GGCCUCACUACCUCACCGUGACUUUCACCAACAACAUCACCCCAUCCCCCAUCCCAUCGCGAAACCACAUUAUCCAUCAACCACGUCCGCUGCACUUGUCAUGGCCAAUGCAAUCGCGGCACCUUAUCGGCCCCCCAGCCCAUCAGCCUCGCCGCCAUCCUCGCCCACAUCCUCGCCCACAGCCAACCUGAAGCAGUCCGCCGGCACACAACCGGCCACGGCCUUCGCCGACAAAUGCGCAUUAUCUGAUCACUACCUCGCCGAGUGGGAGGUGCGCUACAACCGGCGGUCGAUUCCCCUCAUGCCCAGCUGGGGUUUCGAGCGUCUCGUUGCCAGCGUGGUGGAGCAAAUGGCGGCCGUGGGUGGCAUUGAGGGCGUCGAGGCCGAAGUUGCGCGUCGCAUGCAGCACGAAACUGACCGCCUAGAAGACGAGAUGGAUGGAUCCAAGCUGGAUCUCUUCCUUACCCCGCCGUCUGCGCUCCCAAGUGAACUACCGCCGCUGCUCUCCAACAUUCGCGAAACCACGGUCCAGGGCCAUGCGCAGUUUGUCAUUACUGCUCUUUCCCUUCUUCGACGCUGCUUUAGCGACAGGGGACCUGCAACGCCGCCGAAGAAGCCGACCCGACCAAAGGCCGCGGCUAGACAAGCCAAUGCUGCCCCGCGCACCACCAGGAAGAGGCGGAGCGACAGUCCUCCUACAAUUCCUACCCUGCGGCGCAGCAGUCGAGUCGAAAAAAAGAAGAAACUCUCCAAAUCGUCGCCUUGACAGAAGAAUCAAAAUCGAGCACCAUCCUGCGCAUUCAAGCGAUCAUCCACGAACCGAACGAUCACGAAUCACACUAGCAAUGCCUUCUGGAUUUAUAUUAGUUCAGAACCGGACACCUCGUGCAAUAGUGCCCGUCGAUAAUUCACGCCGACCGCCGCUCCAGGCUAUCAUUCCUUCCGCAUCUUAGUUCAGCAUAGACGAUGGAAACUCGUGGAAGAUAACCCAGGAGGACACUAGCCUUGUAAUGACCGCCCGGGACAUAUCACGUUUGGGGAAGGGCGAC
Lindgomyces ingoldianus is the source of this 1049-nucleotide messenger RNA. RefSeq lists its product as uncharacterized. The transcript is spliced from 2 exons. NCBI's taxonomy places the organism in Eukaryota, Fungi, Ascomycota, Dothideomycetes, Pleosporales, Lindgomycetaceae. The coding region runs from base 101 to 766 and encodes 221 amino acids. The record is from RefSeq and is a predicted model, not a curated record.